CUCCCCAAAAGGGCGUUUCCGUACUUGGAAGCUGACUUGAUUGGUGGAGGCGCGCCUGCACCUGUGACUGCUGUUGUGAGACAGAUACUAGUAGUUUGCAGGAGCACGAGGCCAGAUCGAAGUGAGGAUUUAUUUGACAGCUACAUUUUUAAAGCACGAUCUGAGUGGCCAACAGCAGGAUCCUUCCUCCUAUCAGCUUUGGAUUUGAGGGAUACAGAUGGAGGGAGUGCUGAUUUUAAAAUCUGCUUCUCCUCCCAGCUGUUCCUCUCAAAACUCCUCUCCUCCUUUCUCACCGGAUGCUCAGGAAGAUUCAGAUCUCCAAUCAUCUUCCGUACCUACCCCCAUGUGUGUUACUAGUGUACCACCACCACCACCUCCUCCUCCUCCUCCUCCUCCUCCUCCUCCCCCUCCUCCUUUUGGCUCUCGUAAUGUCCAGCGACGUUCAAUGAAAAAGCUGAACUGGGACACCAUCCCCAGCCAGCGUGUCCUGGGCAAAUUGAACGUCUGGACGUCUAAGCGGCCUCAGAGGGACCUUGUGCUGGAUAUUCGGAGCAUGGAGGAGUUGUUCAGUCAUGUAGACAAACGGACCUCGCUACGCAAUUCGAGGGUCAUGGGUCUUAAGAAAUGUGAUGGCAUGGACCUCUUUCCACAGGAGCCUCAGGUCACAAUCCUUGACUCUAAGAAGAGUAUGAAUAUUGGGAUCUUCCUGAGACAUUUCAAGAGGCCAGUGACAGAAAUGGUACAGGACAUUUGUCAGGGGAACUGGCUCAGAUUUGGAACAGGCAAACUAAAAGAGCUUUGUAAACUGCUGCCAGAGGAAAGUGAGGUGAAGCAGCUGCUGUCAUUCAGUGGGAACCUUUCUGUGUUACCUGAGGCUGACCAGUUCAUGGUGCAGCUGGUCAAAGUGCCGGGCUAUGAGGAACGCCUGAAAAUGAUGGUGCUGAGGGAGGAAUUCUUUCCUCUUAUGGAGGAGGUAAAGAACUCUGUUGCUGUCAUGACCAAAGGAGCCAACGAGCUGUUGGACUGUGAUGACCUCCACUCAGUCAUUCGGCUGGUAUUAAAAGCCGGGAAUUACAUGAACGCUGGUGGUUACAGCGCUAAUGCCAUUGGCUUCAGGAUGACCUCUCUGCUCAAGCUGGCAGACACCAAGGCCAACAAACCUGGCAUGAACCUCAUGCACUAUGUUGCCAAGCAAGCAGAGGACAUUGAUGCGGAGUUGCUGACUUUUCCCAGCCAGCUUGAACACAUUGGGAUGGCAUCAAGAAUUUGUAAAGAGGAGGUAAUCAAUGACUUUGAGAGGGAAGUCAAGAAGAUCAAGGAAGUGAAAUUGUACAGCAACAGACAUCCGGGCCUCUUACAACAAAUGGAGACAUUUCUCAUGAGGGUUGAGGCCAAGUUGGCCGAUGUGGAGUCCUCUCUCCAGGAGCUAAAAGCUCUGAGCAACGCUGUCGCUGAAUACUUCUGUGAAGACCCAGCUACUUUCAAACUAGAGGAGUGCUGCUCCAUCUUUCAUUCAUUUUGCAAGCGGUUUGACACAGCUGUACGGGAGAACCGAGAGCGAGAGGCAGCAGAGCAGAGGUGCAAGCGGAAGGAGAAUGUGCCUAUUGCAGCCAAACGUCGCUCCACAGUGUCUUGCCAAGGACUUGUGCCUGAUCGGGACUCCUCCAGCUUGGAGUCGGCCUUACACAGCUUUCUCUCCAAUGUUCCAGAGGGAUUAGCCAGAUGCAGGAAGAACAUGCUUACCCCAGCCGAAGGAUCCCCCUCGGAGUGCAGUUCUCUGACUUUUCCAUCAACUGAAAAAACUGAGGCUACGCCCCGUACUAGACAAGAGAGGCCUGAGAAGAAACAACCCAAACUGCAGAAAGAAGACGAGCACCUGGAAAACAAAGAAGCUGAGAAGAUGCGUGAGAUAACUCGGAAGGUGCUUCGCUACCAAAACAGCAAAAGCAGCCUUGAUGGGGACAGAGUUUCAAGCACUCCUCGUCGGUCGGAGAGAGCGCAAGACACACCAGCUACCCCAAGUACCCCUCGGCCUAGAACCAGAGACUUCUUCUUUGCCAACAAUGGGGAUGUGGGUUCCCCGUGGACUAUCCUGAGCCCUUUUACUUGCUCCCAAAGAAACCCUCCGCAGCGAAACAGACAAGCACGCCAACGCAGGCUAUCCUCAAUGUAUGGUGGAGAUGACCUUGAUGAUGGAGUCUGGGAAAGCGAUGAAGGCAAUGAUCCCCCCAAUUCCUCCAAUCGGGAACGUCUGACAUCUCCAUCUGGGGGUUCUGCGUCCCUUCCUGAGUACCCCAGUCAGAGAGCUGUGUCGCAGGGUCCAGUGCUCAGAUCGGUUUCCAUGGAUGAAACCAGGCGAUCUCCAGCAUCUCUCUUCGGGCUAGGAGACUUGUUCCAGAGACGCAUAUCUCAAAGGUCAUACUCCUCUGGAUCAAGGACAGAAAAUAUGAGAGAGGAAGGAGCAGGAGUCUGUCCACUGCUUGGCAGUAAGGCAGAAAAUCAUGUAGAGGGGCAAGUGAGCACCUCCGGGUUCAUAUCCUUCUUCAGACGCAUUGGAGGCAGAAGUAAGCCUGGUGAUGUGGAAGAACAAAACUUCAAAGGAUCUAAUACUUGAUUAAAAUUUUAUUUAGAGACAAAGACCAAGCUUUGUCAUUUUUUGUGUGUUUUUAGAUAGUUUAAAAUUUGUUUGUCUUUUUUUUAUUUAUGGUGUUAACCUUCAGUGGAACCAAGGCAAAUGAGGACUUGCUUUGAACUAUGAAGGUUUUGAUGUUGUGGGAGUCAAACCACGUUCAGAAAUCGUAACAUCUUUCUUUUUUGUCUUUUUGUGCGCAAUAAAGGUUGACAUUCUACCUUUUAAAA
Molecule: messenger RNA, 2859 nt
Organism: Siniperca chuatsi (mandarin fish)
Lineage: Eukaryota; Metazoa; Chordata; Actinopteri; Centrarchiformes; Sinipercidae
Gene: fhdc3
Product: FH2 domain containing 3
Exons: 12
Coding region: 218-2614 (798 amino acids)
Source: RefSeq, a predicted model, not a curated record